Molecule: messenger RNA, 1345 nt
Organism: Sesamum indicum (sesame)
Lineage: Eukaryota; Viridiplantae; Streptophyta; Magnoliopsida; Lamiales; Pedaliaceae
Product: embryo defective 1379
Biological process (GO): double-strand break repair via homologous recombination
Cellular component (GO): Smc5-Smc6 complex; nucleus
Molecular function (GO): ubiquitin-protein transferase activity
Source: RefSeq, a predicted model, not a curated record
CCGUGGUCCCCAUAUUAUCAACCCUAAAAUCUUUCCCGCCAAUUGAAGUCCCAAUUUUGCGCUUCCCUUUCUCCUUCCUCAAUCAAUCUGGUGCUAGCUGUUUGCCAAUCGUUCUCUUCGGGUUUUCUCGCCGGAAAAAGGAGUUGAGAAAAUGCCGCCGCUUAGUUGGCGGCACCACGCCCUAAUUCAGUCGCUGCUGUCGAGGGGUCCACUUAAGGAAGACGAUUUCCGCUCCAUCUUCUCACAACUUACCGGGAAAGCUUCAGGUUCCCAGCAGCAGUUGUUGAAUGAAUAUCUCCGCAAGAUAAAUGCAGAAUUAAGUUACGUUCAAUUUGAGCUGCGAGCCUGCCGGAACCAGUACAAUGGCAAUGUGUAUUAUGGUGUUGUCAACAAUGUUUCAGACGACCAGGCCAAGCUUGGAACAAAAUACACAGUUCCUCAAAUUGCUUUCUACAAGGGCAUUAUUGAAGCUAUUAUACAAGAUGAGGAAGCUGGAGGCUGUAUUUCUAGUACUGAUGCACUAAACAUACGACUGGAACCACAGGUCUAUGUGGCGUCUGAUUCACAGUCACAGGGAGGUGCAACCCAGGUCCCUGCUGCAUUUAAGAGUUUUUCCAUGUCUCAAAAGGAAAAAACUCUUGAACAAUUGGUCAAGGACCAGUGGCUUUGUACAAUGCGAGAUGGAAAAAUUGGUAUUGGAGUAAGAUCCUUUCUAGAUCUCCGAAGUUGGUUCCGUGCUAACGAGGUUCCUGCAUGUGAAGUAUGCAAUGAGGCUGCACUAAAGGCUCAGAUUUGCCAAAACGAAGCUUGUAAUGUUCGUCUUCAUGCAUACUGUCUGAAAAAGAAAUUCUCUCAACAAAGGAUCGGACGAGUUUGUCCAGGUUGUGGUACACAAUGGCAUGGCUCAACGGUCAAAGCAGAAUCUGCAGAAGACGAUGAUUCAAAUAUCACAUCUCAAGACCCACAGCCUCCUGAGUCUUCCAUGAAACGGAAACGUAAAUCCUAUGAAGAAGCUAAUGCUGAAGUUGUAGGAUCAGGUUCUGCUCUAACUUCUGCUACUUUGCCCGACCGGAAGAGGGUGACUCGAAGUUCUGCUCGGCUGAGUGCCAACUAAAAGCAGAUACUACUUUGUAAUAUCUCCCUGCUAUCCUCGCUUAUACCUUGUGAAAUAGGAGUCAAAUUCUGUCUUUAAGGCUACGGACUGCAGUUUUUUGAAAGCCUUUUCGGCUGUAAAUGGUUGUAAUAUAAAAGUAGCUCAAGCAUGUUAGCUAAGCAACAGUCUGCUUAUCUUUAUAUAUAAUACAUCCAUAUAUAUAAUGGAGAGCUGGAAGAGAAAAGCUAAAAA